Paraphaeosphaeria sporulosa is the source of this 1215-nucleotide messenger RNA. RefSeq lists its product as uncharacterized. The record is from RefSeq and is a predicted model, not a curated record. NCBI's taxonomy places the organism in Eukaryota, Fungi, Ascomycota, Dothideomycetes, Pleosporales, Didymosphaeriaceae. The coding region runs from base 1 to 1215 and encodes 404 amino acids. The transcript is spliced from 3 exons.
AUGUCAGUACAAUGGGCAGAUUGCAGGCCGUGGGCGACGAGAGCAGCCGCGAGUCAUCGCAGGCAGGACGCCGACCAGAAUCGCUUCCGCGAUGCCACAAUAGCAGUCUGUGCUCGUUACCAAGAUGCGGUUGAUGCACGGGGUCACCCUAGCCGGCUCCACCUUGAGCCUCAAUGCACUGUCUCCGGGCGAUCGUCUCACCCUUCUCAUGCUUUACCCUCGCAGAGCAGCUCGGAACACCCGCUCCUCGCACCCUCGAGCAGGGCGUCAUCUCGGGAUACGACCGGGCAGAUGCACCAACCUUCUCUCUACUCAGAGACGGGCCAGCGACUGCAGUGUGGCUUUGGCGCCGACCUGUCACAUUUGACCGGUAAAACUGCGACAGGGCACCAACGUUUCACAACCCCAGCUUCCGCGUGCAUCAUCUCCGACGGCGCGUUUUCCAACCAACACCGCUCGGGCACCAGAGCAUGGAGCGCCUGGCAGCCCAACCCCCAUAGGGCUCCAACUGCAUCCAAGCGCUUUCUAGAAGCCUCCCGCUUUCGUGUUAGGGGCACGCUGACCGCUGCCUCGCAAUUUGAAAGAAUGUCCGCCCACAACAGUCCGCGUCACAGAGUGCGUCGUGCGCAGCCCCCUUGUUUCCAGAAGACUACCCCUUUUACCCUAAUUUUCCGCGGCUGGUGCCUGCCCGGCCCUGUUUUCGCCGGUCGGGACCGCUGCGUCAUCCCGCGCUCACGUUGUGCAACGCGGUCAGUUCGGCGCGGCACGUUGCGGAGGUCUCAGCUUUGCGUUGCAUUGGCGGCGUUGGGACGCACCUGGGUAACUGGCCGCAUCGCAAGUACAAAUGCUUCUUCUUGCGCGAUCUUCGAAGGAACCCCAAUUGACAAUGUAGGUGUUCUCGGAAGCUGUAGGCCGAAAGGCGAUCGAGAUCCGUACCUGCGCUUGCCCCUUUUACCGAAUGCAAUAUACGUACAGGCACCAUGGGCAUGCUGCAUCAUAUACAUGCACAGAUGCUUCAAGACGUUGGCGGUUAAUUUGUACACUUCUCAUGCUCUGCGUGUCGUUCAUAUCAUGUCUAAGACGACUAAAUGUCCUAGACUAAUCACCGCCGUCAAUGGAGGCAAGCAGACAUGCGGGGAAAGCCAUGUAUGGGAUACUGACCCAUGGAGCCAUGGGCCAGGCUCCUUCGUCGAUGAUUUGCGAGCUAUCCAGUAA